CAUCCCACCAGGGCUCAGUCUCUGAGAUCACCAAUCCCUUACAAAAAACAACUGAGUGGUGAGCUGCAAAGAAGAUCUUCUGCAACUCUGGCAAGGCAACUUCUGCUUUUUUAAUUGGAAAACAGUCUGGAACAGAAGAGGCUGCCAAACACAUCCAGUGUUUUAAAGUCACCUGAACUUCGAUCCUGACCAUUUCUGCUUUGUCUCGAGAGACUACAGUUUCUUAACAUCCACAUGCUACCUCUAACUUCAGUGCUUAGUCUGGAUGGAUUUGGUGUUUGGGUCUUCAAGGGAGUUGUAAAUGAAGGUUUUUGCUUGUAGUUGUUUUGAGGAGAAUUGAAUAGGAAGUUGUGCUUAAGAUUGUUUUUUUCAAUUCUGUCUACACUAUUGCCAGAUUUUGUAUGGAUUGAUUGUAAUUUCAAAGGUGCAACUGUGUAAUGGCUUUAUGAAGAUGUGAAAGAGUGAGGAAGUAGAUUAGAGGGGUCCCUCUUGAGAUCUGACUGGUUGCUCUUGGCUGUUGCUGAUAGCCUUGAGGAAACUGCUAAACUGGAUAACAAUCUUGUGCAAGGCAGUAUUUCCAAGAGUGUAGUACUUAGUGCAAACAAAUCAGAUCCUAAAUGUUGUUAAUGUGUAUGGGAUUUUCAGAAAGACCUGUCGUUUUGGUAGCCAGGCAAAAGUCUAGUACAGAGAACUAGCAUUUUUACCUAAGUCAUUUGCAUGCUUGGUUAAACAUGUUCGUCAUCUUCCUCCUUGCCCUCUAGUAGUAUUUGAUCUUUUUAGUUAUACUUCAUCCAACGAACCAAUUAAGGGAGUUAAUUAAUUAAUUAAUGUGGGGUUUUUGUUUUGUUUGCUUGGGCUCUUUCUUAAAGAAUUUUCUCAAAUGUCUCAAGAACAACCAUGUGCUCUUGGUUGAUAAGCCAAUUUACUUUUACUUGGUACCUCCUGUAAAUCACUUGGAAAUUGCCUCGGGAUUAGGUGUUAGAAACCUUCAGGUGAAGUGUGUUGUUUGAUACUCAGAAGGCAGAAGUAAUCUUGCUGUUUGACUUCCUUUGGGAUUGGGCAGCCAGGGAAUAAGUUUAAGGUGUGUGGGAGGAACUGUUUCUGUAGUAUUCCAGCUCUUUUUCAGGACCUCCAUUCAGAUCUCUGGGCUUGGACAAAAAUAUGCUUAGAAAAAUGUGAUAAUGAAUUAGCAUGUAAAGAAGUAAAGUUAAGACAAGCAGGAAUUGCUGCUCACUUUUUUGAAGAGAUUUCUGUGGUACCUUGUGCUGAGCAGCCUGACUUGCUAUUGGGUAUUUUCUCCUGAACAGCCUUGAUGCUGUAACAAACAUGAUCUCUGUGUGACACAUGUAAAAGUGUAUUGGAUUAGUGAGAAGGUCUGGGGGAGUGUUUUAGGCCAUCUCACUUUAUUUGAAGAGAGGGAAAAAUACUUGCAGUUUCCUUCUCUAAAAGUCAGGCAUUGGGUUUUUUGAAGCAAACUUUAGAAAAUUCUUUUUCUUUCCUUUUUUGACCUUAAGUGGUGCUGAAUAAUUAGGUCUUUGAGUAGCAGAGAAUUUUAUUUCUGCUAUUGCAGCUGAUGCUGGCCUGCACAAAUAAUCUUAGAAAUUAUUAUCAUAUCUAAAUGGUGAAAAGCAGGAAAAUAAGUGAUGGGAUUUACUUAAACAUCCAGAUUGGUAAAUUGGGUCACCCGCUAACUUCAGUGACAGAGAGGUGUUUAAUUAAGUUUUCUUGUAGCCCUGUGUCCACAGGCCUGUGAAUGUCUCUCUAGGCUUUGCCAUUACUUAGAUACUUAAUAACAUGGGCAGGUGUAGGCAGGAAAAUAUAUAAGCACUUCACAAAGGUCUCCCUAGCCUACUUGAUCUUAAAUAAUUUUUUAAGUUAAGCAAACUGAAAGGAAUAAAUAAAUAAAAGGUUGCUUCUAGUGCCUCUAAAUAGUGAUGACAUGAAAUUGCUCCUGAAGAUGCUGACCCUCACCCCUCAUAUGUCCAUUAGCUUGUGGUGUCUGUGCCACACAUCUCAAUGCUUGGGGACCAUGCUGUCUGACAGCUGCAAGUGCAGAACAGCAUGGAGGGAUGGUGGCUUUUGGAGGACACUGUCUGGCAGCAGUUGUGUAGGGUUUGGGUUCUGUGCUUCCCUUCAGGACUGCUUACCCAAAAAUGCUCCUUACUGACUUUUGUGAAAAUAGGAGGAGCAUUGGGUGCCUGGCUUAUGUCAGAGAUGCUCUGAGGGUUGUGUGGCUGAAGAACCAGUGCUGAGACUCUUCAAUGGCUCCUGUGGCCUCUCUUGGGUAGUCUGUUGCAUCAUUGUGUGCUGGUUGUGUUGGAUUGCGUGUGCUGUGCUGUCAGAUCAGGGCUUUCAAGGUGCUGGAUUGAACCAAAAUAGUCCAACAAUCAGACUGUUGUCACUGAGAUAAUGUCACAGCUUGUAAAUCCUGUUUAAGGAGAACUGGAAAUGCUGACUGCUGCAGAGGGAGCAUGGGUAGUAAAAGCACUUCUAGCUUGUCACCAUGUCAUGCAGGAUAAUGCUGUUAAUGCUAGACAAUUGUAGCGGACUGGCAGUGAUAGGGAGUGGCAAAAGAGCUUAGCAGGAACAGAGGAAUGGCCAAUGAUCAUAUAGGGGAAGAAGGCCUCAGGAAGGUGGUACUUACUGGAAACCAUUGUGGAGCGUGAAGUACUACCACAGCAUCUUUUCUAAUCAAAAAGAUUUUGGAACAUGAAAAUGCAUGCUAUAAAAUGAAGUUAAGGGCAGUUUUCCUACUUUUCAUGGCAGUACUUUUUAUGGCAGUGAUUUGAGGAAGAUGUGAUAUUUGAACUGUGAAAGUGAAAUUGAAUAUGAAAUUUUACGCUGUGGCAGCAAGUAAUUAGAAAACAAUUUGGGAUGUUUCGUAUUGGCAAAACUAGUAUCUCUGGCAGGGGUGUUUUUUUAUUGUUGAAACUGUGUGAAUCUCUACCUUUUGUAUAGUUCAGUAUGGUCAGUUCUCCUGUAAACUGAAACUAUAGGUUGCAACAAAGUAGUUCUUGUGGUGUUUUUGCCUUGUCAUUCACUGUAAAAUGAAUGCUAAAAUACUGUAGAAUCAUGAAACUCUGUGAAAACAUACUUUAUACUUUAGAGUUUUUUUCCUUAGGUUUUUCCAAGGAUCAGCAACCGUAAAUGCAUAUAGGAAGGAUGAUGUUUGCUGUUGAAAUAAGUUAACUGUUUUUUUUAGCUGUAGAAGUUAAAAAUUAACUUAUAAUAAUGCAGUUUGGAUCAGGGGUAAGAGUUAACCUAAGAUUGAACCUGGAAAUUCUUUUUGAAGGAUGGUGUUUUAGACUGUGUUUCCUUUACUGCAGGAAUGUUCACUUCUUACUUUCUUGCUAUACAAUGUUUUUCCUCAGUAAGGGAGAAACCUCAUUAUUGAGAAGGAAAAGAACCAGCUGAAUUUUAAUCUGGGUAUCAGUCAGUUUCUCUAGUAUAAACAGCUUGGCCAUGUGCUGCUACUGCUGAUGGCAUACUUUUUCUUAUGUGAGUGACAUCAUUCUGACAUUGUUUUAUGCAACAGAGGAAAGGGCAUUUAACUAACAAGAACCAGUGUGGAGUUACUUGUGGCAUUUCCUCAGUGCUGUGUAUGUUUGUUUUUGGAAGUCACUUGCCUGACAAAAUUUAUUGGCAGUUAGGCAGUAGAUCUGAUAAUUCUUUGAAUUGGAAGCAACAUUCCUGGAAAGGAGAUACUCUUGAAUUCGGAGGAAGUAUCAGGAAGUAAACACAGCACAGAUCUUGUGAUAGAAGUAAGGAGGAGCCAAAGGUUUCUUUAGUAUUAUCAAUGUCUUCCUGAAAUAUGAAGGUUCCCUUAAUCACCCUAAAAUACUGAAUUUCGUACUGCCCAAAAGUCUGUUUGAUUUUUAAAAAGAAAUCAAGUCCAAGUGGCCAGUUACAGAAAUGGGUUUCUUUUCUUAAAAAGGAAAAUGUGCAUUCUUUGUUGUACAUAGCAGCAGAGUGUGGGCUGAUUGACUAAAAAUACCUCCUAAGAAGCUGAAGAGGAGGCAUGGAAUCCCACAGUUUUAGUCCCGUUAAGGGAGGGCUGUGGUCUGCUGCACACAGAACAGUAGCAUAGCCGUUACUGCACAGCAACAGUUAACGGGCUUCAGGCAGAGCUGUCAGCGUUCUGCUGACAUCAGGGAGAGCUCAGGCAGUAAACAGGGAGCAGCCAUGUCUGCUCUUCCUGUGCUAGGGGCAAGCUAAAUAAAACACUAGUCAGAUGGACAGCAACGAAGCUGACAAUCGGAGGAAAGUAGAACCACCUCUCGGAGGUCAUGAUCCUCGAACUGCAGUUCAGUUAAGAAGCCUCAGCACUGUUUUAAAACGCCUCAAAGAAAUCAUGGAGGGGAAGAGCCAGGACAGUGACUUGAAGCAGUACUGGAUGCCUGACAGCCAGUGCAAAGAAUGUUAUGACUGUAGUGAGAAAUUCACCACUUUCCGAAGGAGGCACCACUGUCGACUUUGUGGGCAGAUCUUUUGUAGUCGAUGCUGCAAUCAGGAAAUCCCUGGAAAAUUCAUGGGCUACACAGGGGAUCUCCGAGCCUGCACUUACUGUCGGAAAAUAGCCUUAAGCUACGCACACUCCACAGACAGCAACUCCAUUGGGGAAGACUUGAACGCGCUGUCGGAUUCUGCAUGCUCUGUGUCUGUGCUGGAUCCCGGCGAGCCGCGCACACCGGUUGGGAGCCGCAAAGCCAGCCGCAACAUCUUCCUGGAGGAGGAUCUGACCUGGCAAAGUUUGAUUCACCCAGACUCUUCAGCUACCACGUUGUCUGCACGCCUUGGGUCUGUCCAGGAGGAUGCAGGGAAGUCACCAGCUAGAAACAGGUCAGCCAGCAUCACUAACCUGUCUCUGGACCGCUCAGGGUCCCCCAUGGUGCCUGCCUACGAGACCUCGGUCAGCCCCCAGGCCACUCGCACUCAUAUGAAGGCAGAGACCAGCGAGGAUGAGCGCAAAAUCCUUCUGGACUCAGUCCAGCUGAAAGAUCUGUGGAAGAAAAUCUGCCAUCAUAACAGUGGUAUGGAAUUUCAAGACCACCGCUACUGGCUGCGGACACAUCCCAACUGCAUUGUGGGAAAAGAGCUGGUCAACUGGCUCAUGAGAAAUGGGCACAUAACCACGAGGGUCCAGGCCAUUGCCAUAGGACAGGCACUGGUUGAUGGACGUUGGCUGGAAUGUGUCAGUCACCAUGAUCAGCUCUUCAGAGAUGAAUAUGCUCUCUACAGACCGUUGCAGAGCACAGAGUUCUCAGAAACCCCAUCUCCAGACAGUGACUCUGUGAACUCUGUAGAGGGCCACUCUGAGCCAUCCUGGUUCAAAGACAUCAAGUUUGAUGACAGUGACAACGAGCAAAUUGUUGAUGAAGGGGAAGACAACUCAGCCAACUCCGCCAGCCCUAGCAAGCGCACUUCAGUCAGCAGCUUCCAGUCCACAAUGGACAGUGAUUCGGCCGCCUCCAUCAGCCUGAACGUGGAGCUGGACAACGUCAACUUCCAUAUCAAGAAGCACUCCAAGUACCCACAUGUGCCCCCUCACCCUGCCGACCAAAAAGAGUACUUGAAUCCUGAAAACGGAGGGCAGCAGAUGUUCUCUAUAAGUGACGCUUUCAUUAAAGAGUCGUUAUUCAACAGGAGGGUGGAGGAGAAGUCCAAAGAGCUCUUAUUCACACCCCUAGGCUGGCACCACAGCAAUCUGGAUCUGCUGAGAGAAGAGAAUGGGGAGAAACAAGCCAUGGAAAGGCUGCUGUCUGCUAAUCACAACCACAUGAUGGCACUGCUUCAGCAGCUUCUCUACAACGAGUCCCUGUCACUGUCCUGGAGGGACAUUAUUGUUCCCGUGGUCUGCCAGGUAGUUCAAACGGUACGGCCGGAUGUCAAGAAGAGAGAUGAUGACAUGGAUAUCCGCCAGUUUGUCCACAUCAAAAAAAUCCCUGGUGGAAAGAAAUUUGACUCCAUGGUGGUGAAUGGAUUUGUUUGCACUAAAAAUGUGGCACACAAAAAGAUGAACUCUUGCUUAAAAAAUCCCAGAAUUCUUCUGCUAAAGUGCUCAAUUGAGUACCUCUAUAGAGAAGAAACAAAGUUUACCUGCAUAGAGCCUAUAGUACUUCAGGAAAGGGAGUUCUUGAAGAACUACGUACAGCGGAUAGUUGAUGUCCAGCCCAAUUUGGUCCUUGUUGAGAAGACUGUGUCCAGAAUUGCCCAGGACAUGCUCUUAGAGCAUGGAAUCACUCUGGUCAUCAAUGUCAAGCCGCAAGUGUUAGACCGGGUAAGCCGGAUGACUCAGGGGGACUUAGUGAUGUCAAUGGAUCAACUGCUGACCAAACCACAGCUGGGGACCUGUCAUAAAUUUUAUAUGCAAGUUUUUCAGUUGCCCAAUGAUCAGACAAAACCCCUGAUGUUCUUUGAAGGGUGUCCCCAGCACCUGGGUUGCACUAUCAAGUUGUGUGGUGCUGCAGAGUACGAGCUGGCUCGUGUGAAGGAGAUCCUGAUCUUCAUGGUCUGUGUGGCUUAUCAUUCCCAGCUGGAAAUUUCAUUUCUUAUGGAUGAGUUUGCCAUGCCCCCUACUCUCACCAAAAACACUUCCUUUCACUCCCUUAUUGAGGAGCCAGGAGAUGAAAAUGAACAACAGAACCUCUUCAAUGGUGAGGACUUCAGCACAGCAGUCAAAGACAUAGAACUAGCCUCUGAAAAGCUGCCUGUAAUCUCUGAAUCAGUGUCCGCUGAUGAGGUCAGUUUGCCUGAACCAAGGGGUGUAUUUGACAGAGGUGACCAAGAGAACAGCCAGCUGGAAACGGUGUCCUCCAAGCAGCAAGAGCACCACAAACUGGAGUCACCAUUUGCAGUGCUCAGCUCUGUACCUCAUGCAAUACCUGAAACAUCCCCACUGCCCCUCCAUGGCAUGGACCAGCACUUGGCCACUCUGGAUAACCAGGCACUAGAGCCUCUUCCACAGGCAGAUGAUUUACAGGAAUCCAAGAGUCAGAUGAGAGUCUUCAGAGACCCUCUCCAGGAUGAUACUGGUUUAUAUGUCACGGAAGAGGUAACUUCGUCUGAGGAUCGUCUCAAAACUUACUCUGCAGCAUUUAAGCAGGAGCUGAAAGAUGUCAUUCUCUGCAUUUCCCCAGUGCUGAUGUUCCGUGAACCAUUCCUUUUGACUGAAAAAGGCAUGAGAUGCCCUGCCCGGGAAUACUUUCCUGAACAAGUUUAUUGGUCUCCUCUCCUCAAUAAGGAAUACAAGGAGUUGGAGAGCAGAAGGAAGAAGCAAUUGUUGCGGGAUUUCUCUGGACUACAAGGGAGGAAUGGGAGUGUCCAAGCCAAGGCUAUCCAAAUCUUACCUUCUCAUGAGUUGGUCAAUACUAGAAUAGCAGAGCAUCUACGUGAUAGCCAGAGCUUAGCCAGAAUGCUGGCUGACUAUCGGGCCAGAGGAGGGAGGAUACUACAGAAAAGCACAGAUCCUUUUGCCCAAAAUAAGGAUGUAUCUAGUGUCCCUACUGGAAAAACUGGGAGCAGAACUGAAGAGGAGGAGAAGGGACUGGCUCAGAGUGAAUCCUCAUGGUCUCAUAAGGUGGAUUGCCUGAGUCCAGUAAACCAUCAGAGGCUCUGUGUUCUCUUCAGCAGCUCUUCUACUCAGUCCAGCAAUGCUCCAAGUGCCUGUGUUAGCCCCUGGAUUGUGACCAUGGAGUUCUAUGGGAAAAAUGACCUAACUUUAGGGAUUUUUCUGGAGCGCUACUGUUUCAGGCCUUCCUACCAAUGCCCCAGCAUGUUCUGUGAAACACCAAUGGUGCACCACAUCCGUCGCUUUGUUCAUGGGCAGGGCUGUGUGCAGAUCGUGUUGAAGGAGCUGGACUCCCCCGUGCCUGGGUACCAGCACACCAUCCUUACUUACUCCUGGUGCAGACUAUGCAAACAGGUGACACCAGUUGUUCCCCUUUCCAAUGACUCUUGGUCUAUGUCUUUUGCAAAAUACCUUGAGCUGAGGUUCUAUGGGUACCAGUACACUCGAAGGGCCAACGCAGAGCCUUGUGGGCAUUCCAUUCACCACGACUAUCACCAGUAUUUCUCCUAUAAUCAGAUGGUGGCAUCUUUCAGCUACUCUCCAAUCCGGCUGCUGGAAGUGUGUGUCCCACUCCCCAAGAUCUACAUCAAACGACAGGCUCCACUAAAAGUUACUAUUUUGCAGGAUCUCAAGGAUUUCUCACAAAAGGUGUCACAAGUGUAUCUUGCUGUGGAUGAUCGCCUUGCCUCUCUGAAAACAGAUACCUUCAGCAAAACGAGGGAAGAGAAGAUGGAAGACCUCUUUGCCCAAAAGGAGAUGGAAGAAGGAGAGUUUCGAAACUGGACUGAGAAAAUCCAAGCAAGGCUGCUUUCAUCAUCACUGGACACACCUCAACAGCUGCAAUCUGUGUUUGAGUCUCUGAUAGCUAAAAAGCAAGGACUCUGUGAGAUGCUACAAGCCUGGAAUAACAGAUUGCAGGAUCUCUUCCAACAAGAGAAAGGAAGAAAACGUCCAUCAGUACCACCCAGCCCUGGGAGACUGAGGCAAGGUGAAGAAAGCAAGAUUAGCAGCAUGGAUGCUUCCCCACGCAAUGCUUCUCCAGCGCUGCAAAAUGGAGAGAAAGAGGAUCGUUUCCUGACAACUUUAUCAAGUCAGAGCUCCACAGGCUCCACCCACCUACAGCUGCCCACCUCUCCAGAGGUUGCAUCAGAGCAUAUGACUGGUGCCAGCACACUCUCUGAACAGGACACAACAAGCAGCUCAGAAGAUGUGUUUGAUGGACACUCACUGGGAUCUACAGACAGCCAAGUGAAGGAGAAGUCUACUAUGAAAGCUAUUUUGGCUAACUUUUUGCCUGGAAACAACUAUAACCCCAUUCCCUUUCCCUUAGCUCUUCCAAGGGUUGGACUCAAAUUGGCAUUGUCUGGGUGUAGUGACCCAGAUAAGCACUACUUAAUGUAUGAGCAUGAACGUGUACCUAUUGCAGUCUGUGAGAAAGAACCAAGCUCCAUCAUAGCCUUUGCUCUCAGUUGCAAGGAGUACAGAAAUGCCCUGGAUGAGUUGUCCAAAGCGUCUCUGAAGAGCAGUUCUGAAGAAGGACUACAACCAAACAGCAUGUCAGACAGCAAACCCAAGAGCAGCAGCCCCGUCCGCCUGCCUGAGGCUAACAUGUGUCCCCUUCGCAGUGCAGAGCCAGAGCAGCCAAAGAAGCCAUCUGGUGUUUUGUCUUUCUUCCGUGGCACGGGAGGGAAGAGCCCAGACCUGUCUUCCCAGAAGAAAGAGACCUUACGUGGUGCUGACAGUGCUUACUACCAGGUUGGACAGAUGGGCAAGGAGGGAGCAGAAAACCAAGGAGCAGAGGCACAAGAUGAUGGAGAUGGAGGAGAUGGACAGAAGAAGCAGGUGGUGAAUCCCCAUGUGGAACUCCAGUUCUCAGAUGCGAAUGCCAAGUUCUACUGCCGGAUUUAUUACGCUGGGGAGUUUCACAGGAUGCGUGAAGUGAUCCUGGGGAGCAGUGAAGAGGAUUUCAUUCGAUCCCUCUCUCACUCCAUGCCCUGGCAGGCACGGGGUGGCAAAUCUGGAGCUGCGUUCUACGUGACUGAGGAUGAUAGAUUCAUCUUGAAGCAAAUGCCUCGUCUGGAAGUCCAGUCAUUCCUUGACUUUGCUCCACACUACUUCACUUACAUCACUAAUGCAGUUCAGCAGAAGAAGCCCACAGCACUGGCUAAAAUCCUUGGGGUGUAUCGAAUCGGUUACAAGAACUCUCAAAACAACACUGAAAAGAAGUUGGAUCUGCUUGUCAUGGAAAACCUUUUCUAUGGCAGGAAAAUGGCUCAGGUGUUUGACCUGAAGGGCUCCCUCCGGAAUAGAAAUGUUAAAACAGAGACAGGCAAGGAAACCUGUGAUGUGGUCCUGCUGGAUGAAAACCUUCUGAAGAUGGUUCGGGACAACCCUUUGUACAUCCGUUCCCAUUGCAAAGCUGUGCUGAAGGCCUCCAUACACAGCGAUUCCCAGUUCCUCUCCAGCCAUCUCAUCAUCGACUAUUCCCUGCUGGUGGGGCGUGAUGAUACCAACAACGAGCUGGUCGUUGGCAUCAUUGAUUAUAUUCGUACUUUUACCUGGGACAAAAAGCUUGAAAUGGUGGUAAAGUCAACUGGCAUCUUGGGAGGACAAGGUAAGAUGCCCACUGUGGUCUCUCCAGAGCUGUACCGGACCAGGUUUUGUGAAGCUAUGGACAAGUAUUUCCUGAUGGUGCCAGACCAUUGGACAGGACUGGGCCUGAAUUGCUGACCUAAAGCCCAUAUUGGGAAAGCACAAGAGGACAAUGACAUCAUAGGCCACUCUCUUCCAGCAGUCUGUCCAGCAGCAAGAGGAUUGCAGUUCCAUGUCUACACUGACCAUGGGCAUCAUGUUGCAGAGUAUGAAAUCUGCUUGCACUUUAAUCCCCUCUUGGAGGAUAACAAGCAAACCUGCCUCAGUAAGGAUCUAAACUGUAAGGUACCACUGAACAGCACUGAUAAGUGAUAUCCCUGCUGUCAGUAGGGAAGGUGAUGCUAUCUCCUUCUAAGUACUGGACUGGCAUUCUAUCCAGAUCCUGAUGGUGAAGAAGUACACGAUCUCUGGAAGUCUUGCACUGCCAAAAUGGUGUUGAAUACAUACAGCUCAUGUUUCUGUAGUGGAUACUUGGUACUGAAAAUGUGAAAUAAACUCCCCAAACGUGGAUGGGGGAGAGAAGAAUGAAGUUAAUUAAUGAGUUCUGCUAUUGUUACAAGGUCUGUAAUUGACCUGUUUAGGAUCCAUUAAUAACUUGUGCUGUUUAUGCUCCAUAGUUUUAAUUCUUACUAGGUUCUGUAAACAGUAUUUUUUUUUAAGGCAGCUACACAUCUAUAAUGCCGUUUGACUCCAUCUUUUAAGUUAUGUUACUGCAGUACAGCUCUGGUUUAUCUGUCAUAAUUGCACUUUAGCUGAAUCCCCUAAAAAUGGAUUGUCAGUCAUCAGUAUACUGCAAACUCAAAACAUAUCCCUUCACUCCUAAACAGUACUUUGAUCUGAAUGUUGCUCAAAUUCCUGGAAACAGGUAACUAACAUACCCUUUAAUUUAACAAGACUUGAUUGAUUAUAGUUAUGAAGCAGAUUAACCCUUUCCUUAGUAAAGGUAGUGAGUUGCUAGACAAAGUGAAUACUGCAACUUUCUUCUUAAUGCAACUAUCAUUCCUGGCAGAUCACUUCAAAUCCAUUUCAGUUUCCCUUUACUUUCAAGCAAUGCAAUUACCUCAUGGUGAAAUUUUGCCAGGAGAAUGUUUUUCUUGCAUUCAUGUCAUGAUUUUUUUUUGGUCACGGAGAUGAAUGUGGUUGUUGUUUUCUGUAAAAAGGAAAACCUGAACUAACAGGUAUCUUGUAUGAUGCAUAAGAUGUGCAGAGAUCUGUGAGUCUCUGUAUCAUUACAAUAAGCAUUUCUUUCCAUUUAAAAAAAAACUUUACUCAUUUUUGAGGUGAUGAGUUUACUUUUUUGUUUCAUUAUAAUACAGGCCAGUAAAUAACAGGAGUUGUAAUGAGUUUGAAAGGCAAGAAUACUGUCCUUUGACUUCCAGUCUCUGAUGGAAGAACAUCAAAUGAACACGGAAUCUGGGACAGGAUAGCUCUUAGUGAUCACUUGCUCAUUCUAACCAGUUGCCUCAUAAUGCCCUCAUCAGUGUAACUAUGGAUUGAAACGUGCAUUUUGUUCAGUUCUCCUGUGUUCAGUAUUUUUUUCUGCAGCAGAUGGUGGUGGCUGUUUAGGAGUGACCAGCAGUAGGCAGCACUGAGAGAGGAAAAGGCCAGCAGUGAGAAUUGAGCUAUUUGCUCCAAAACCAACUAGUGCAGCUCUUGUCUGAGCUGCCAGGAUGCAACAGUAAUUUGUGUUGGAAGGAGCCUUCCCCACCCUAUUGCAACACUGUACUAGAGGAUGAGCAAAGAUGCUGGCCUUGAAGCAGCAGAAAAGCAAGUGUACUGAUUUCCUCAGUGCAAUGUGAGAAUUGUUUCUGGGGGUGCACUGUUGAAGGCUGCAGUGAUAUGUGCUGUGGAAAGAGAACACAGUACUCCUUGCUUCAGUCCAACACAGCACAUCAGGCACAGCUGAUCACCUCUGGGAUGCAUCUUGCCUCUUUUGUUGAAAUGUUCUCCCAGUUUGCCUGGUUCUGUGUGUGGCCUUGUCUACUGAGGGCAACCAGUCCAUCAGCUCCGGGCUACUCCCACUUCUGUGGCCUCUACCUACUGUCUUGGUUCAUCAAUGUGAAAGAACCUGCCAUGCAGCCUAUGUUCCAGUCUCAGCUAAAGUUUACAUGUGUUCUCCUCCUUCCCUUAAAGUUUACAGGCAAAACUUGACUGUCCUGGCCAGCUAAGGUGACCCAACAGCAGCUAAUUAUGUUGUCUUCCACCUUGGUCAGUAUGUGGAUUGGUGGAUGGAGCAUGAGCGUGGGCAUGGCACCUGCUCUAGGCUGAUGUGGUGUGCUAGCCCAGUCUGUUCUGUCACCAGUAACCCUCAUCUUUUCCUGGGAUAUGUGGCUGCUCUGUGCUGCUUGUCUGCCAGAGUCCUGAGCAGAUGGCUGUAAGCAGCUUCAUCAUCUGACAGUGGCUGCUACUCCUCUGAACGUGACAGCACGAGGCCCUCAGCACUGUAGAAGGGAGAGAGAAUCUUCCACUGUUCUGCAGCCUGUGAACAAAGCCAGAGACGUGAAUGGUCAUGGCCCACCUUCUUGGGCUGAAGUUACAGCAGUUGGAGAGAUUUUUAGGAAUGAUCUUGAGCUGGUAUCAACAGUUAAUUUUUGGCCAGGAUGUGGCUGAUAGACUAGUCCUGAUUAGACUGGAGUAUAAACUACUGGUCAUGAGUAUCACAGUAGCUGCAGUAUCAGCUGGAGUUGGGUCAUCUUGGAUGUCCUGUGGUAUAAAGCUGUAAGCAUUUCUAGUCCAAAUCCCUGCAGCUGGAUGGGUCUCCUCAAAUGUUCCAUUUUCAGUAUGAUAGUUGUCCUGACAUUUCAAUUACUACUAAGCUUAAUUUUCUCAGAAGGAGAGCAAUACUUAAUGCAGAACAAAUCUUUGAGAGCUGCUUGGGAGGCUGUGUUCAGUCUGUGUCCCUGUAGAAUUCCUAAGGAUGAACCCUUUGGUCAGAGCUUAUUUCUUUGUUUAUAACAUAGGUUUUGCAUAUGCGUAAGUAAAUCCCAGUUGCAAAUAUGAAGACUGAAUUUCUUCAGAGCUACACUGACUCUUCUGUUGUUUUGAUCUGAGGCCUUGAGACAAAUGUCUAAAUCUUGUCCAAGUCAGAAGCAAUGACUGAGUCAGCAUGUGGACAGCAGAAUGCCUUCUAGCAGCCCAGGGAUGCAUUCUGUCCCCAAAAAGCACAUGAGGGACUCUUGCUGGUAGAGCAGUUCUAGUGGGCUCAGGGGAGUUACCUGUGGAGUCUCCUCUGUGAGAAUGACCAAAACCAAAUGAAUUGCUCACUAGCUGGUGGCCAGACUAGUCAUUCUUCAAAGCACUUAAUGUACUAUAUUGUAUGCAUUUCUAUUCUAACUUGGUUCAGCUGUAUUUUAUAAAAUUGAUGUACUAAACUAUUUGAGAAUAAUUGCCUUGGCUACUUGGAUAAUCAAAAUGUAAUGUAUAUAGAUACAAAUAAAGUGACUAAAGUAUA
Molecule: messenger RNA, 13670 nt
Organism: Agelaius phoeniceus (red-winged blackbird)
Lineage: Eukaryota; Metazoa; Chordata; Aves; Passeriformes; Icteridae
Source: RefSeq, a predicted model, not a curated record